This is a messenger RNA of Melampsora larici-populina 98AG31, 1662 nucleotides long. RefSeq lists its product as uncharacterized. Bases 1 to 1662 code for a protein of 553 amino acids. The transcript has 5 exons. The record is from RefSeq and is a predicted model, not a curated record. NCBI's taxonomy places the organism in Eukaryota, Fungi, Basidiomycota, Pucciniomycetes, Pucciniales, Melampsoraceae.
AUGUCUCAAUCUCAGGAUCCAUCCGGAGAUUGUGUUGGUCCAGGCUCCUCGCAAGUGUCUUUCAAAGCAAUACAGCGUAUUCUCCUAUGCAUAAGCUCUAAUCACCUUAAUAUAAAAAGUUUUAUCAAAGCUUUUCUGUCGUCGCAAAAACCCGAACUGGUGAAAGCUCAACACGUAUGGGGCUCCAGUGCAGGCCUGCCUUCAACCGAGAGGAUACUGUGCAAAAUACGAGAUGUUCUAUUGAAAACAAAAGUUGGUCGUAAGUUUUGGGAAGAAUGGGUAUUAUCGCAGGCAGUUUUAUUAGUCAAGAAACAGCAUCCACCAUGCGGCAAGGUGCCCAAAGGCUUCUACAUUGAUGCCUCGGAAGUGACACCAUCGGAUUUCGAUCAUGGCAUUGUAUAUGAACGAGACAUGACACUUGAAAAGUUGAUGCCGUUUCUGUUCAAUUUGAUACAAUCAACCUUUACUCAUAGUGAGGUGGAACGAGUACGCGAGGCGACCGUACGAAAGGCGCGAUUGGAACAAAAACAGGCUGGUGGCAAGACUCCGUUGGAAACACGAUCAGCUAUUGAUGAAAACAUUGACAUCAACUCAGAUGAUGAAUCUGAAGAAAACAUCCAACCUGGAUCCCUUCCUGUUGCGAGUCUUGGUGGACCUGGUGGUUCAAAAGAGGAUGAGGAAUAUAUUGACAGAUUGAAUGGCUACGUCUAUCGCAAGUCAAAAGAUCAUCAAGAGAAUCGAAAGACUCGACAUCGCUCAGUUGCACGAACUAUUUGUUCCAUGAUUUCAAAUGUCUGUAAUCGACGUGUUAACACACUCCAAGUGGAAAACGGACUCACUAUGCUGGCUCUCAACGGUUAUCUCAACUAUAUUGGCCUCUCGGUCAAUCGGAGGACAGCAAUCAAUGCGUUGGAGCAUCUAGGACAAGAGUUGAAGAAGAAGAUAGUCGAUGUCAUGGGAAAGGAUACUUCGCUAGCACCAUUCAUUACGCUGGACAACAUCGACUUCCAACAACACAUCCAUACUUCCACUGUCGAGCGAGAGAGCACAAUGUGGCAUGGGUCAUGGGGCUAUAUCCAUCAACCAACAAUACCAGAAGGUAUUUCAAUCAAGGCGGAAGAUUUCACGUCUGAGAAGUUGAAGGCGAUCUUGGACGAAUCACAGACGAAACCUAUUGAUCUUGCCAAAAUUCUACCGACUCCGACCGAGAUUUCAGACUGGGAACUCACUCUCAAGUCGCAAAUUUCAGUAGCUCUUGUCAAAUAUGUUGCAAAACCCAUCGAGGGCAAACAAGUUCCAUACCAACAUCUGCCCGCUGUGCGACCCCUUCCGGCCAAGAAACCAGACAUCAUGAUGCUCAAGAUGAUGUCAGCUUUGGAUAACUCGACUUCAGGGGUAGGAGAGUUGUAUAAUUCUGUAUUAAAUCAGACUGGUUUGUCAAGAGAGAAGUAUGCUAGUCGUGCGCAAGUCUGGGAGGGUGAUUUGGGAACAGCACGUAUAGUUGCAAGUGUCGUCGAUGAACGAGAUCCGUGUUCUAGAAAAGAGCGAGUUAAUAUGACACCUGAGAAGAUGAAGCUUGUUAUAGAUCAAACAUACAAUGAAUAUUUUGGGCCAGAGGCCAUUCAGAACGCCAAGAAUACCGCCGAUCAGAAACACCUUUGA